UGAGAUUUUACAGUUUUUCUCCAUUGGUUUGGCUCAUUUCUUGAAACAGAAAUGACAUUCUCAAAAUAACAUGGACAAACCUCCAAACCUCUUGGCAAAUGUUCACAACAGAAUGGCAUUUCCCAUUCAUUUUAUCAAAUCGCAAAUGCCUUAGUACAUGUCUCAAUUGUCUCAGUGCAUCUUUGCAAAUGAUUAAGUACAAGUAGCCUACAGUUAUACAGUUAGCCCACAUUUAGCACAUUUUCCAAAUGAAUAGAUCUUGUAGAUCUAAACUGAUUAGUUGAUUCCCAGUCUAAUGAUCAUUCUCUCCAAAACAUGUCAGCAUGAUUUCAUUGUAUAAGUACUCGCAUGCACAACUGUCUGUUCAAUUGUCAAAAUUGGUCAAGAACAUAAUACCAUGAAUACCAUAUAUGAAUUUCUUUGAAUAUUUGAUAAAUUGAUGACAGUCAUUGAUAGUCAGGUGAAACUAGACUAACGAAGGGGGAGUGUCACACACAGGUGUGUUCCAUAUAUCUGCCAAACACAGAUAUAUAGAGCUUGACCAGAGCCAGUCCGAUCUCUGAACAUGGAUAGACAAGGCCAAGCAAACGGACAAAGGGAAGUUCUCCCUCAAGGAAGAGGAGGAAGAAGAAGAAGAGGAGGACUGAGAAUGCGUGGUGGAGGAAUAGGGGGAAGAGGCCGAGGUGCGUGAAGACACUGUGCUGUCCCAAAUGAAAUUCGGGCCACAAUUAUAGACCAUGUCAUAAACCAUGGCCUCACAAUGGCAGAGGCAGGUCGUCGAGUGCAGCCUAAUCUGCCUCGCUCUACAGUCUCCUCCAUCAUCCAAACCUUUCGCAGGGAAAACAGGUCUGCCUCUCAAUGCAGUCGCACUGUGGAUUCUUCUUCGCUGCCACAGCCUCAAAUCACCCAAUGCUGUCUUCAUGGUCAACCUGGCAUUCUCAGACCUGCUACUCAUCAUCUCGUUGCCCAUGAGGAUCUACUUUCAUGCAACAGGCACCUGGCCUCUGAGCAAUAUGGCGUGCCUCAUCAUUACAAUGCUCUUUCGCGACAACAUCCGUUCCAGGGCUAUGUUUAUAACCUUCAUCAGUGUGGACAGAUUGCUGGCUGUGGUUUAUCCUCUGAGGUCACGCCAUUUAAGAACCUCGUCCAAUGCCUGGAAAGGAGCUGCAUUCGUCUGGAGUUUUUUGCUGGUGGUGAAUAUCCCAGAGAGUUUGGACUUUCUAGAACAUUUGCAGAACCACUUUCAAACUACCUGUUUUAAAUCUUAUGACUCUUAUGAGCCUUUAUUGAGUAAAACUCGAUUAGCAGUUAUUUACCUUCAGAUUGUGUUACUGGUCACAAUGCUAACAGUCAACAUUGUUUGCACCGUUAUGGUGUCUUGGACUCUGCACAGAGAUCUCAGUGACUCUGCAAAGGUCAACAACAAGAUGAAAGUUAUGCUGAUCUUUGUCAUGAACUUGGUUUUGUUUGCCAUGUUCUUACCUGUGCCUAUAGGAAUGGCUGCACAUGCCAAAGAAAUCAAGCCGCUGGUAUGUCUUACUGUUUCUAACUGCUGUCUGGAUCCUCUGUUGUAUUACUUUUCUUUUGACUCCUUUUGGAAGAAAAAGGAAGAUGCAACGAACGGAGGAGAAAUGUAG
Messenger RNA from Oreochromis niloticus (Nile tilapia), 1637 nucleotides. RefSeq names its product lysophosphatidic acid receptor 6-like. The coding region runs from base 750 to 1637 and encodes 295 amino acids. Gene Ontology annotation, molecular function: lysophosphatidic acid receptor activity. The transcript is spliced from 2 exons. The record is from RefSeq and is a predicted model, not a curated record. Lineage: Eukaryota; Metazoa; Chordata; Actinopteri; Cichliformes; Cichlidae. Gene Ontology annotation, biological process: positive regulation of Rho protein signal transduction; phospholipase C-activating G protein-coupled receptor signaling pathway. Gene Ontology annotation, cellular component: plasma membrane.